AUGGCUUUCUUCACCGUUGUUCUGGCGAUGGUGCUGGCAGUCUCUCUGAGGUGGCCAGAUGUACAGGCACAAGACUGCAAAGAAGUGACACUGUUGGAAGAGGAUUUUGACGACCUAGCCGCAAGGGUGGACAGGCUUAAUAACGAACUGAAGAGCUACAGGAUAGCCUUGACAAAACUUAAGGCAACUGAGAGCAGCAUUACCGAUUUGACAAACAUGGUGAACAGCCUCACUGACCAACUCCAGGAGACUGAAGGCUCGUUUUCAGCUAUCCAACAAAAAUUUGGGACGGUGAAUGCCUCUCUGGUUCACCACCAGGCCGCAGUGUCUGCAUUGGAAUCCCAAUGUACGGAUGAAGUCGAAGGGCUGAAGCGUCGCCAGCAAGGACUUCAAGAAACCCUUCGAGAGUCCAUUGAUCAACUUGACUACGAGCUGUAUGACCAAAAGCAACACUUCAAUGCCACGCUUGAGAGCAAUUUUCUGGAGCAAAGGGAUGCGCAAUACGUCCUUCGUCUGGAGUUUGAGGCGAUGAAGACCGCUAGCGAAGAGCGCGAGGCGGCCGCGGAGGCACAGAAGGAGCAAGUUCUCGCCGAUGCGCAGGCCGUGCUCGAUGAUACCUCCCAAGAGGAUCGCGUGAGAGGUCUGGACGAACUCAUCGCUGAUCUACAGUCACAGAUUGAAGCCCUGGAUCAACAGAUGACAGAACAUCACAACGGAAUGCAGUCCAUCGAGCGAUCUGUUCAGAACAAAACACAAGAAAUCGGCGACUUGGACAACCGCCUUCAGGCUCAGCAGCAAGCGCAAGAUUCUUUAGAAGGCGACGUACAGGUGUUGGAAGGUGACGUUGCAAACCUCGAAGCCGCUACACAGAAUCUGCAAGAGCAAGGCACGGAGAUAAGCGGUCAACUGGAGACUCAGGCCACUCUUCUUGAUGAGCAAGAACAACGGCAGGGAACGAUACAGGUGGCAAUGGACGAACUAGCGGAGACCUUCCGCCAAGGGAACGAAGCUAUGGAUCAACGUCUGACUCAAGCCGAAACGAGGAUAACUGCUUUGGAGGCAAACGGAGAGAGUGUCCGCGAGAGCAUCACUACGAUUGAGUCGGAUGUCCAAUCACUGAGCGGCAGCGUCAAUACCGUAGAGCAACAAGUAGAUGGUCAAGAUGAAGCUUUACAGACACUGCAAGGAAACGUUGACAGUCUAACUGCACAACUCGAGACCGUUAACGACUCUCUCCAGCAGGCAGAACAACAGCAGGAAGGACUGCAACAGUCCUACGAAGGGUUGCAACAAGAGGUUCAACAACAAGAGAACAGAACAGAGGCGCGUAUGCAGACCAUCGAAUCCGGACUAACCGGUCAGGGAAGUUCAGAGGGAGAUGUUUCGGAGGGUUUGGCGUCUUUGCAGACUACAGUGGCAGGACUGCAAACUACCCUAUCGGGGAUGAACGACCAGGGAACUGGUUUCAUCACAGAGGUACAAACCACACAGCAGUCGAUCGCCAACUACGAUCAGCGUAUCCAAAGCGUGGAGGCGGCACUUGAAGACGCAGACCCACAGGCUUUACAACAAGAGAUAUCAGGCUACGUAGCAUCGUCAGCUCAGCGUCUCGGAACGGUUGAAGCGAGUCUUGUCGCCGUGACCACAUCUCUAGCGGCCGUUCAGUCAGAGAUAGAUCAGCUCGAAGAAACCGCCGAUUCUGUGAGUGGUCUAUCCAGUCAGAUCUCCCAGCUCAAUACACAGUCGCAAUCCAACACCCAAACACUGACCGCCGCCGAGGCAAGCAUUCAGCAGCUCCAAAACCAAUACCAAACCCUCUCGGAUCAGUCGGAAGCAUUGGAUGAUGAGGUCACCAGGCUAGAGACGGGAUUACAGGAGGCCAUGACACAGCUGGCAGACGUGGCCACAAACGAGGAACUAACCCAACUCCGCGCGCGACUUACGGAACUGGGUACAUCAGUGGACGGUCUGGAGACAGAAGUAGAAACCAUGGAAACUGGGUCGGAAACCUUCGAAACCGAACUUCGGGACGACGUGGACGAAAUCACCGAGACUGUGGAAGGGCAUGGCACGACGCUGACCCAACUGGAGAGUAACGCGGGAGGCGAUCUGAGCACGACUGUGGCCAGUUUGCGGAGUGACGUCUCCGGGCUCUCUACCACCGCCAGCCAUCUGACCAGCCGGCUCAACAGUGCAGAGGCCUCAAUGGCUAACUGGCAGAACGUCAACUGUGAGAGUGGCAUCAGGGUGCUCUCUCGGCAAGGGUAUGGCACCAGCACGCGUGUGCACAUCGACUUUACACGCACGUAUACACAGGUUCCAUCCGUCGUCCCCUCCAUCACACAUUUCGACACGUGGUCCGGAAACAACAACAGGCUGGAUAUUUACACAGCAAGCGUAACGACCAGAGGGUUCGACUUGAUUAUUUCCUCUUGGGAUAACACUUAUGUGUACGGCGCGUCAGCCCGCUAUUUCGUCUUUGGUCAGACCUAAACAGAUCAUUGCAUACGAAUCUUGAAUGUAAGAAGGUUUGAACUGUAAUUUCCAACACAGAAUGUAAAGCACAUGUCUCUGACACGGAACGCAAAUCUUACACAUCCGAGUCGUUACGUUAUGUAUAACAUGUGAGCAUGACACACGAUAACAAGGAGCAGAAAAUUAAUCAUAAGAUGCAGAAAGUUUAUGUCGUUCCUCGUCACUGAUUGUAAGGUCAUUAUGCAUACAGCAAAGUUUUUCAAAUUGUUGGGAAUUUCAUUUUUAACCUUUUUAGCAAGUUUCAGAUGAACUUUCAGCCAAAAUUAGAUUUUCAAGAAAACUUAACAAGCUUUCGUGAGGAGUGGAUGCUGUGUUUUGAUGUUUGAAAUGCGCAUUUUGUAUACAAUAACACUUAUUGGUAGCGUAUAUUUGCUUGCCUAUGCGUAUGUCUUGAAAAUA
Molecule: messenger RNA, 2934 nt
Organism: Branchiostoma belcheri (Belcher's lancelet)
Lineage: Eukaryota; Metazoa; Chordata; Leptocardii; Amphioxiformes; Branchiostomatidae
Product: adventurous-gliding motility protein Z-like
Exons: 5
Coding region: 1-2493 (830 amino acids)
Biological process (GO): cell adhesion
Molecular function (GO): carbohydrate binding
Source: RefSeq, a predicted model, not a curated record